CAGCCUUUAGUGAAUAGGGACCAGCCGGCGUAUAGAGAGAGAUUUCGAGGUUUCCUAUACAUAUACGUCGGCUGGUCACUAAAAUGUCUCUGAAUUCGUUGAUAACUUCUAAAAUAUUUAUGGCAAGACAUGUAGUCGAAUAACCUGUGUAGAAAUCAGCCGCUCGCAAAGGCAUUAAUUUUUUAUUGCAAAGGAUAUUAUUAAGUACGUUACUGCGUACUCGUACAGAAACUCUCAGCUGAUGUAAAACCUGUGAAAACGUACUGUAGUCCCUGCACCCAGACUCAGUGCGUCGCAUAUCUUCCUAAAGCGGUCGUAGACUCGUAACUGACAAUCCCGGAUUAUGUCGCGAUUUUUCGAGUCUACUAGGCCGCUGUUUGAAUGGAUGAACACCUCCAGCGGCCGUCAGACCGUGCUCACCGCUACCGGGGGUGUUGGGGCUGUUGCAUCAUUACUGUAUUGGAUACCUCAUGCACCGGCCAUUAAUUCAACCAAAAAUAUUUCUCAGAUGUACCUGGGCGGUCUACCGUUACAGCCUCCGCGCCAUAUGACCGACCUAAUCGCGGAGACUUUGGGGGACUGUGGCAUUACGGAGAUCGAUAGCCGACGCAUACGAUGGUUUACCGCGUUUGGCUUUGAUCCCAUUCACUUUGGACAAGUCAGUUUUAAGAAAGGCUCUAUUGUCGGCGUGCCAAAAACGUUUUACUAUAAAGAUAUAGAUGAAAUAGACAAGACCGAUAUCAAAAUCAACCGCAACAAGAGUGUGCCGUGGCGAACGGAAGCCGGAACAGCGCUGAUGGAGGCCUUAGUUUUGUCGGAUGAAGCCAAAAAAUUCGCGGUUGCCGUCCAGGUUCACCACGUGUGUUGGAACGAAGUGUUAACCAAGCUGCUCAUCGUCGGUAUACCGAUUCCAGCAGCGGCUACGCUGGCUGCCUUCAUAAUGGAGAGGUUCAAUCUCCUGAACGCUCCACCGAUCUACCGACGAUCCGUGGUUGCAGUUGCCGGCUUUCUGUUCUUCGGUAUUGCAAUGGCUGUGUGGGAUGCGUACACGCGCUAUCUAGAGUCCUCGGCGGACCGGGAAGUCUGUCUGAUGGGUGAAGAUUACGCGCGCGGUGGAGUGGAAUAUUACGGCAAGUGUCUCCUGCGCAACCGAGCACUGCGGGAGCUCUUACAGAAAUCGGGCGAGCGAACCUACACAGUGGAAGGCAAUAUUAAGCGCUGGUUUCAUCGACCGGAAGUACCUCUCACGAAGCGGAAAGCAAACUGUGAAGAGUCCUUGAAGGAAGUCAAGCUGAAAGAGCCGGCUGCUGCUGUACCGGAAACGACGGAGGAACCCACUCCGGCGGGGAGUGUCAGACAGAGUUUCCUUUUCAGCCGACCCGCAGCCCCGAACGAGGUGUUUAGCGGUGUCCAUGCUACGCAGACUGGUCGGAUCAAGCCGCCGCCUCCUCAAGGUGGAAAGGUUCCAGUGAGCAGUGACGCUGUGCCAUCUGUUUCGGAACCUGCUAAAUAAUUUCUGAAUUUUUGUUCUUAAUUGUUUGUACGUAUUGUAAUGGAUUUAUUGUUGUCUGCUGCAUACUGGAAUUGCCUUUAGUGGAAUAAAAGCAUUUCCUAAAAACCGCCAUUGCAUUCUAUCACCACGCUGAAAAUAUCAUACGGCAAGUAACUUGAAGUAAGCAGCUUUGCAAACGUUUUUGGGAUGAUGCU
Molecule: messenger RNA, 1707 nt
Organism: Paramacrobiotus metropolitanus
Lineage: Eukaryota; Metazoa; Tardigrada; Eutardigrada; Parachela; Macrobiotidae
Product: transmembrane protein 177-like
Exons: 4
Coding region: 344-1513 (389 amino acids)
Source: RefSeq, a predicted model, not a curated record